ACUUAAUUUUUUUUACGUGCACCUGUCUGAUUGGUUGUGAUAAUUAUUUAAAUAAGUGUGUGUUCAUUUAUUUAUGAUAAUGUCAUUAUAUAUAUUUUCAUUGUCUUGUUUAUUUAUUUUCUCUGGAUAAAAAGAGUAUCGUGAUAACAGGACUUGGAGCACUUGGUACGUGGAGCUGCUGAUGGAGUCUCGCAAAAAUUUUAAACUAUUUUUUAAAAUUUAUUUAAAUUAAAUGAAUAAAUAAAAACUGGAGCUCAGAUUAAUUGAAUUGUCUGAUGGAUAAAUUAAUGCAAGGUAUUAAAACAAUAAUUAUUAUUUAAAUAAUAAUAAUAAUAACAAUAAUAAUAACAUUGAUUGGUUGGCUAAAUGUACGAGUUUGAAAACGAGAGACUUAUGUCAGAAAGUGCCGAGGAACGGGCGAUCAGACUGUACACUGCAGCAGAGAGGAUGAAGAAUGUCAGAGCCAAGGAGUCUGAGGACCAGGCGGCUCUCAGGAGGAUGCAGGAGGCCCAGAGGAUGGCCAGGCAUCGGGCUAAAAAGAAACGAUGUCUUGAUGAGAACCUGGCCAGGGAAAUUUCAAAGAUCGCGGAAUUGUCCAAGAUGCCGGACGCAGCGACUAUUGCACAGAUGUCGGAGAUGAACAUGAACAAAAUAUCCGCAGAGUUGAAGCAGAUGAUGGAGCGGGGUAAAGUUCCUGAGCACAUUGUCCAGAUGGCCCAGUUGGCUGAGUUCAGUAAAAUGACUGAGUUGAAUAAAAUGUCACAGGACAUGGCCAAGAGGUACGAGAUGGAAAAAAUGGCCGAGUACGCAAAGACAACUGAGUACAUAAAGAUGCAGGAAAUCGCCAAGAUGUCUGAGCUGGCAAAAAUGAAUGAAAUGGUUAAAUAUUCAGAGAUGGCCAAGUAUUCAAAUGACAUUUCCAAGAUGAAUGAAAUAGCAAAGAUGAACGAGAUGAUGAAAAUAUCACAGAUGGCUAAAAUAAAUGAGGUACAGCGAAUGAAUGAAAUUGCAAAGUUGAAUGAGAUGGUAAAGAUGACGGAAAUGGCUAAAUAUAAUGACAUGACUAAGUACAAUGAGAUCGCACAGAUAAAUGAAAUGGCCAAGGAGUUUGUUAAAAUGAGCGAGAAAUCUAAAAUGAAUGAGAUGAUUAAAAUGGCUAAUAUGCAAAAUGAUAUCACCAAGAUGCCUGAAUACUCGAAGAUGGCUGAGAUGGCGAAACUUACUGAGCUAGCUAAACUCAAUGAGAUAACAAUAACUAAAUUAAAUGAUCCACCACAACCUGUGUCCCAUCAUCAACAACAUCAGCAACACCAGCAGCAACAUCAACAACAUCAACACCAGCAGCAUCAGCAGCACCAGCAUCAACAUCAGCAGCACCAGCAUCAACAACAUCAUCAACAGCAUCAGCACCAACAACACCAACAGCACCAGCACCAGCAGCUACAACAGCAGCAACCACCGCCUCCGCCUCCACCGCCGAAGCAAGAAAUUCCCCGGAUCCCGGAGCCCGUUAUCACGGUACCGAAUCCCAGAAACCUGCAAAAUGCCCAGACGGCCCAGGUACAAAAUGUACAGGCGAGUCCUUCGAGUACUAUUAAUUUUCCCUCUGUACCAGGGCAAGGAAAGUACGCCCAGCUGCUGGUUAUUAUUGAAGAACUGGGCCGCGAUAUUCGUCUGUCGUAUGCUGGGAGUCGCAGUGCCGCUGAGAGGCUAAAGAUGGGCAUCCAGCACGCGAGGAUUCUCGUCAGAGAGUGUCUGCUGGAGACAGAACACAAUGCACGGCAAUGAUCUUCUGACUAUCAUUUACUAGAUAUAGGAUAGUUUAUUUUAUAUUUAAAUUCUUGGGUACAAAGAGUCUCAUUUUUAAUUAAUUUUUUUAAUUAAUUAAUUUAGGUGAUAUUUUGGCUGAUAAAUUUCUCAUGUGAUGGGAUUUUUUUAUGCCAAGUAAAAUAUAAAUAUUUCGGUGAUAUUUUAAAAGUCAAAAUUUCCUCUUUAUUUUAAAAAAUAUAUAAUUAUUAUUAUUAAUAUAAAUAUUAAUGUGAUUAUUAUUUCUGCGAUUAAAAUUAGUGAGACUUUUUGUAUAAUUAAAUACCAUAGUUCAGGUAUAAAAUGAACUUGGUAGUAUUUUUAAAUGGAAGUGUCUUAACUUCCGCGUGAGUAAUAUUAAUUUAUAUUAAAUAAAAUAAUUAAAAGGAAUGAGCUAAUUAGUGAGAUAUAAAAAAAAGUGCAAACUAAUUAUUUUACAUAAAAAUCAUUUUAAUUAUUACGGUAUUUUAUUAUUUUUCAGCAAUAAUUUAGCUCGGAUACGCUUAUCAUCCGUAAGGAAAAUCAAAAAUUUGAUUUUAUUUAAAUUUUAUUAGGGUUAAAAAAAAUUAUGAUCCUGAUGUUAGCAGACAGUUAAAAAUUUUCGAAUUUUUGUUUCAACGACUUAAUUUAAAAAAAAAAUAAAAAUAAAAAUAUGCACAUGUAGAAAAUUUAAUAAACUACAGGUGCAAUUUUUUCAAAUAUUUUUUUUUUUAUAAUUUAUUGUUUAAAAAAAAAUCCAAAAAUUAUUGGACGCCGGCUAACUUCAGUACCAUAAAAAAUUACGAUCCUGAAGUUAGCAGACAUUUAAAAAUUUUUGAAUUUUCGUUUUUCAAUAAAUCAACUGCAAAAAAAUAUGCACAUGUAGAAAAUUUAAAAAACUACAGGUGCAAUUUUUUCAAAUAUUUUUUUAAAAAUUUUUUAUCGUCUAAAAAAAAAUCCAAAAAUUAUUAGACGUCUGCUAACUUCAGUAUCAUAAAAAAUUAUGUGAUGUCUGAUUAUUUUGAAUUUUUAAAAUAAUAAAAAUGGUGAUUUUUACAAUCAAAUGUAUAAAAAAUUUUGGUAACUUUUUAAAAUUGAGCUGGAAUCUAAAGUUAUUUUUGUGCUAAAAAUAAAUGAAUCUCGAUUUUAAUAAUUUUAUUGUUAAUUAGACAUAAGUUUAUUAUUGAUAAUUCAUUAAUUAUAUAUUUUUUUUACUUAAUAUUUUUAAAAACACCUGGUGGAUUUAUUAUUAAUUGAUGUACUUUUACUCUAAGCACUUAACAUCCGUAUUAUCUUUACAGAUAUUGUUUUUAAAAUAAUUAUUUUAUUUCAAAUUGUCAAGCAGGAUUUUUAAAAAUAAGUAUGAGCCUUUCAUAUAGAUGAUAUU
Microplitis mediator is the source of this 3172-nucleotide messenger RNA. RefSeq names its product putative cyclin-dependent serine/threonine-protein kinase DDB_G0272797/DDB_G0274007. The record is from RefSeq and is a predicted model, not a curated record. Lineage: Eukaryota; Metazoa; Arthropoda; Insecta; Hymenoptera; Braconidae. Bases 367 to 1788 code for a protein of 473 amino acids. The transcript is spliced from 2 exons. Gene Ontology annotation, cellular component: nucleus; cytoplasm.